AUGUCUGCCAAUGGCGAACUUCGACUCAAGAGAAGGACAAGUCCGACUUCGGCGCUGGAGAGGCCGAAGAAACAGUUGAAGCCAGAGAAUGGAGUUCCUACCCCCGGCGACGCUACUCCUCAGAAUGGCUCCGUGUACGAUAUCGAGGCCAACUCGAACUCGGUUCCCAUUAUCAACCCCGUUCCAGCCGCGGGCGAUUCUCCAGAAUGGCAGGCUACCAUAGAAAGAGUGAUUAAGAGUGUGGUGUCCAUUCACUUCUGCCAGACAUGCUCUUUUGACACCGACCUGUCCCUCUCUUCCCAAGCGACCGGGUUCGUGGUCGACGCGGAAAAUGGCUACAUCAUGACCAAUCGCCACGUCGUCUGCGCCGGUCCAUUCUGGGGUUAUUGCGUGUUUGACAACCAUGAAGAGUGCGACGUGAAACCUGUCUAUCGCGAUCCUGUCCACGAUUUCGGUAUUCUACAAUUCGAUCCCAAAGCUAUCAAAUAUAUGAAUGUCCAGGCGCUCAAACUCCAGCCGGAGUCUGCAAAAGUGGGUGUGGAGAUAAGAGUGGUUGGCAACGACGCCGGGGAGAAACUCAGCAUCCUCUCGGGUGUGAUUAGUCGGCUCGAUCGCAAUGCUCCAGAAUAUGGUGAAGGCUACAGUGACUUCAACACCAACUACAUCCAAGCUGCUGCUGCUGCUACUGGUGGAAGCUCCGGUAGUCCAGUGGUUAAUCUAAGUGGACACGCGGUUGCUCUACAAGCCGGCGGCCGUAUUGAUGGUGCCGCUACUGAUUACUUCUUACCGCUUGACCGUCCCCUGCGUGCGCUGCAGUGUCUACAACGAGGGGAACCGGUUAGCCGAGGAACUAUCCAGACGCAAUGGAUGCUGAAACCCUUUGACGACUGUCGGAGGUUGGGUUUGACACCCGAUUGGGAAUCAGCAGUCCGAAAAGCCCAUCCGAAAGAGAACAGUAUGCUUGUCGCCGAGAUUGUGCUCCCUGAAGGACCUGCAGACAACAAGAUCCAAGAAGGGGAUGUUUUGAUCAAGGUCAACGGGGAGUUGCUGACAUCGUUUGUUAAACUUGAUGCCAUUCUCGACUCCAGCGUGGGUGGGAAGGUGGACCUCUUGUUCCAACGUGGGGGAGAGGACCACGAAGUGACACUGGCGGUGGGAGAUCUUCAUGCAAUUACCCCAGACAGAUUUGUCACUGUGGCUGGCGGGAGCUUUCACAACCUGUCCUAUCAGCAAGCUCGACUAUACGCCAUUGCCUGUAAAGGGCUGUAUGUGUGUGAAGCUGCCGGGUCGUUCAAAUUGGAUAGUGCUCUUUCGGGGUGGAUCAUUGACACAGUGGACCAGAAACCGACGCCCGACCUCGAAGCCUUCAUCGAAGUCAUGAAAACCAUUCCUGACCGGUCUCGGAUCGUUAUUUCGUACCGACAUAUUAGGGAUCUUCAUACUCGGGCCACUACGAUCGUACAUAUCGAUCGGCAUUGGCACCCGAAGAUGAGGUUGUCAGUGCGAAAUGAUCAAACAGGCCUGUGGAAUUUCAAGGACCUGGGUAAGGCCCUGCCUGCUGUACCACAAGUGCCAAAGUCGGCAGAUUUCAUCCAACUGGACGGCGUCAAUCUGCCUGCCGCGGCCGAAAUCAUCCGUUCGUUUCUCAAGAUCACAUGUUACAUGCCUGUCAAGAUUGAUGGAUAUCCUCAAGCAAGAAGAACGGGUUUUGGAUUGGUGAUCGACGCGGAGAAAGGCCUGGUGGUGGUAUCCCGGGCCACUGUUCCAAACGACCUGUGUGACAUUACCGUGACGGUUGCUGAUUCGAUACAAAUCGAGGGCAAAGUUGUUUUCCUACAUCCGUUGACCAACUACACCGUGAUUCAAUAUGAUCCCUCAUUGGUGCAUGCGCCGGUGCAAACUGCGAAGCUAUCCACCGAGAUGAUCAAGCAAGGCGCCGACACGAUCUUUGUGGGUUUCAAUCAGAACCAUAGGGCCGUGGUCGCAAAGACCACGGUUACGGAUAUUACGGCUGUUGGAAUCCCUGCCAAUGCAGCAGCUCCUAGAUACCGGGCGGUCAACCUCGACGCCAUUACCAUUGACACGGGUUUAUCCUCUCAGUGUGCAUCCGGUGUGCUGAUGAGCGCGGAUGGCGUGGUGCAGGCUUUGUGGCUUACCUACAUGGGUGAGCGAAGUCAAGGCAGCCAUAGAGACACGGAAUACCAUCUAGGCUUGGCUACGAGCAUGAUCAAGCCGGUAAUUGACCAGAUUCGAUCUGGUAUUAUACCGAAGCUUCGGAUUCUGAAUAUGGAGUCUUAUGUCGUACAGAUGUCGCAAAUGUCGCAUCAUGGGAGUUUCGGAAGAUUGGAUCUCAAAAGUGGCCAAGGCCAAUCCAUCGCGACAUCAAUUGUUUAUUGGGACAUCAUCUUAACUCUGAAUGACCAACUCAUCACCCGGGUCAGUGAUUUCGACAUCAUGUAUGACAAGGAAUGGCUCGACGCGCUCGUCGUCCGGAAAGGCAAGGAGAUCCGCCUUCGCGUCCCAACUGUGCCUACGGAAGACCUGGAGACCUCACGAGCGGUGAUCUUCUGCGGAGCGGUGCUCCAGAAACCACACCAUGCUGUGAGACAACAAAUCAGCAAGCUUCAUUCGGAGAUCUACGUCAGUGCAAGGAGUCGGGGUUCGCCAGCCUAUCAGUAUGGGUUGGCACCUACGAAUUUCGUGACCCAUGUCAAUGGGGUGAAGACCCCAGACUUGGACGCGUUCGUAAGAGAGGUCAACAAGAUUGACGACAACACGUACUUCCGGCUGAGGGCAAUGACUUUCGACAACGUGCCGUGGGUAGUAACGAUGAAAAAGAACGAUCACUAUUUCCCGAUGUCAGAGUAUGUCAAAGACCCUACCAAAGCCAAUGGGUGGAAAGUCAUCUCGUAUGGUUCGCGGGGUCGCAAAACAAGAGGCGAAGAUGGAGCCCCCAUGACCUCAGAUUCAAUGAGCGCGGAAGACGACGGCUUGAGCGAUGGCGAUGAAGCCCCAGAUAGAGAUGGAUGCUAG
Messenger RNA from Fonsecaea multimorphosa CBS 102226, 3033 nucleotides. Its product is annotated as Pro-apoptotic serine protease nma111. The transcript is spliced from 4 exons. NCBI's taxonomy places the organism in Eukaryota, Fungi, Ascomycota, Eurotiomycetes, Chaetothyriales, Herpotrichiellaceae. The coding region runs from base 1 to 3033 and encodes 1010 amino acids. The record is from RefSeq and is a predicted model, not a curated record. Gene Ontology annotation, molecular function: serine-type endopeptidase activity; protein binding. Gene Ontology annotation, biological process: proteolysis.